Messenger RNA from Paramacrobiotus metropolitanus, 2092 nucleotides. RefSeq lists its product as uncharacterized. Gene Ontology annotation, molecular function: protein binding. The transcript has 5 exons. The record is from RefSeq and is a predicted model, not a curated record. Bases 1061 to 1915 code for a protein of 284 amino acids. Lineage: Eukaryota; Metazoa; Tardigrada; Eutardigrada; Parachela; Macrobiotidae.
UGCCUUUAUGGCGCCAGCACAGCGAAGCCGCAGAAUAUUUUUUCUUCGGUGAUAUUAAGUUUUUUGUGUCUCAUACAGUACGUAGAUUGUGAAGUUUUUGCUGCAUUCUCACUAUGUAUUCCGCAGGUGCGCUGCAGAGAGUUCUAAUGGAGUCCCAGAACCGAUCGUUAACCGCCGGGGACGUCAUUGUCGAGUGUGAUCCGUGGAUUUGGUCAUUCGACUGGGGAAAUGAAGAGAAAUUUUGCGCUGGUUGUUUUCGAUCCCUUCCUUCUUGCAGACUGCAGGCAUGCUCUGGAUGCCAGACAUACCGAUACUGCGAUGAAAGUUGCCAGAUUCAACACUGGAGAAACGAGCACAAAACGGAAUGCUCUCUGCUUCAUCGCAUUUCCGCGUACCAUCAAGCAGUCGGUCCCGAAGCAAAUGAGUUCAAUAGCGUAUUUGCGGCGGACAUAAUAGUCACCCUUAAAAUCCUUAACAAAAUCAGUGUAAGAAAUAUUACGGAAAGCUGCCAAAACAAUAACAUCUUAUCACAUCUCGUCUGCCGGCCAAGAUUGGUGAUUCUACAGUAGAUCUGUUAAAUUUUCCUCAACCUGUGUCCAUGCAGAAAUCCCGUAAAGAAGACAAAGAGGAUGAACUGGUCCAGAGAAUUAUUCAACUGCUCACAGCGGACAAAGAUAAUCUCUCUUCUGGGCAAAGGAACGCCAAUAAAGAGUGGUAUAAAAUUUCGAAAUUACAGUAGCGUAUUAUUUAUUCAAUGUAUAUCUGUAUAUACAUUGCUAAAGGUCAUGCAUUACAAGUUUUACUAGGUUUCAAAGACUGAGCCGGAAACCGCGCUUUCGCGGCUUGUUAGCAGCAGCCUUUCCGGAACAGCCUAAUAUCACUUGUGACCCUUGGUUUGGUCGCAGUAUCGCGGACAUUCAUAGCAGAGUCUGCAGUCGCAUGUUGACAAUCGUUGACCAUACCCCUGAUCACGUGUCGGAGUUUCCGUGGAAGCGGAUUAUUUCCGGGUGUCGACGGAAGCCGUCUGAAUCCAGUCUGCUCGGAUGAUAAUGCUGUGGUGAUGUUCAAAGGCAAACACCUGCGAAUGAUUGCGCUACAAGACAUUCCCUAUUACACUGGAUUGCACGAUAUACGAACUUGCGAUCAGUCUCGUUUUGCGUUGAAAUGGCCAUUGCAACAGCGCCAAGAAAUGUUUGUCAAAGAUUAUAGCCUCGUAUGCGACUGUCGCAAAUGCACACCGGCAUACGAAGCGGAAAUUAAUCCCAUGAAAUGCAUCACACCCGGUUGUCCGGAGCGUAUACCUAGCGAUGAGCGCGCUGCACUGGCGUGUCCACAUUGCGGUGCUAUCAACGAAGCUAGUUUGCUAAAGUAUAAGAAAUUCAGGAAAAAACACGGGAAAGUGUUCAACGCAAUGGCCCGGCCGUUUCCUUCUGGUUACGAAAGCGACGGAAUGGAGCUGAUGCGCGAACGUCUCUGCUUUCUGGACGAUCUGGAUCACGCUGAUAUUCUGCACGCCGAUUCCCAUCUUCGCUUUAUUAUUGGAUGGGACGUGGCGCGCUGGUGCGAGGAUACUCGCCGAUUUGAGCGGGCAGCGCAGCUAUACCGUGACAUGGUUCCGUGUCUUCGGAUAAUAUAUCCCAAGUAUCAUCCUCAUUUGGCGAAAUAUCUGCACCAGGCCGGACGUUUUGCUAAGGGAUGGUAUCAGUUUUCGGAUGACAAGUAUUUUGCAGUACCGGUGAUAAAGCCAGCGAUGUUGGAAGCGGUUCACUGGUUAGCCGAAUCGUACAAGAUUUACGCGCAGCUGCUGGGAGAGGAGUGUGAUGUAGCUUGUGAAAUCAUGGAUGAAAUAGAGAAGACAGGAGACAUGUAUCAUCAGCUUUUGCGAACCGAGCAGCUUGAUGUGGACUUGGACUAAAGUUAAUUUCCGUUACUGCGAUUAAUUUAGUUUUGUAAAAAUUGUAAGUAGGAGUACGUAUGCACUGCAUAAUAUGAAAUUACGUACGUCCGUUUGAUUGAGUUAGCAUAACGGCCAUGAAGACUGAUAUAAUAUUUUUACAAUAAUUUGAAGUCGUGUGUGUAUAAUUAAACGAAA